CUGACCUUGCUCUUACAUCAUUCAUAAAGACAACAACCUAACAACAUCAACCUCAUUUUGACACCCAUUCACGAUCUGAAACAUCAAGCGCACUCCCGUCAACAAUCACCGUGAACGAUCAUCACAACUGCCGAUGACUCACCGCUCCUAGAACGAACUUCCGCCUGCCUACGCUAAGGGCGCCAGUCAGCGCUUCACGAUCUAACUUGGCGCAUAUUGUUAUCUCACAUUCUACAUUAUAAAUACACCACUUUCAUCAUACAAAUCGCCUAUCUGAUGCGACCGGACGUCCAGUUCGUAUAAUUCUUUGAUUGAGGCGACGUUACCGUAACGCCUGCUCGUGUGCGACUCUGCCGUACUCGAGCGCCGAAGGUGAACAACAUGGUAUCUUCGCGCCAGCGUGAGCUUCGACCCGAGGACUCGUGGCGCUUUGUUGAAGGGGAGAACGAUAGUUUCGACACAAGUAUCCUCCCAUCACUUGGGGAAUCAUCACCACCUACAUCCUCAGGCAACAUACCCUCACAACCCUUUUCCCAAGGAAAUCUCAGCUUCGCAUCGCAGGACAGCAUUCGCGACUUUGGGGCGGACCCAGACGACGAGCAGGUCAUUCUACGAGAGCCAUUCAGGCCGAGUCUUUCGCGCGCAAGUGUGAGCGUAAGCGGAGAGCGAGUCUUUCGAUCACCCGAUCCAGAAUUUCACAUGCCGCGCAUCGAUACUGCGAGUGAUGGAAGUAGGAGUGAGCGCACGAUAAGAGGGCUGGGCAUAGGAUAUGGCGGCAAUGAAGGUGCGAGGAGAAGAGGAAAUCAACCAACUUCGAGUCCUCCCAAGCAGAGAAAUACGCGCGCAAGACAUGAGACCGAGGACGAAUAUCAUCGCCGCCAAUAUCGCGAACAGCCACCGCCAACAGUUGGAAAUCAAAUCGCUCAAAGCGUCCCGGCGGCGAUAUACAACACACUUGCAUGGUUUCUCAACGUUAUCGGGCUGGCAUUUCGCUACGCUCAGAAACCUUUUGCGAUUCUACUGGCCAUUUAUCUUUGCUUUGGUGGCCUUAUUAUUGCACAGAACAUGGCAACUCGCUCUAUCGCCGCAUCUCUAUCUCCUCUUUGCCGUAUCCCGGGCGCAUCGCUACUGAAUCUUCCGUUUUGUCCUUCCUUGGAUACGAUAGUGCCUGCGGGAGGCGAUGGAUCACCCGUUGAGUUCGAUGAUCUCAUGAAUGUUCAGUCAAAGUUCGAGCAAGUUCUUGAGAAGAGCUCUGAUGGAGUCUCUCUCCCAUUCGAGAUGAAGAGAUCCGAAACGGCCAUCCGAGAUUUACGCAGCCUUGUGCGACACAGCGAUCUACAAGCUCGCGAUGAGUUGCUAUUUGAGUUCGACGGUUACAUCGACACGGCGAGGCAGACGUCUUCGGACUUGCAAAAGUUCAACACCCAUGUUGGGUCGGCUGUUGAUGCUGUCAUAAGCAUCAAUCGCUGGACGUCUCGUUAUCUCGAUACUCUAUCCCCAGAAACAGAUGAUGGGAAGUCGAUUUCCUCACCUUCGCCUAUUCUUGGCUGGGCGUCGUGGCUCUUUCACCCGUUCCAGCCAACUACAGAUCAUAUCUUCAACGAGCGAGUUCUCCUAGACAAGUAUAUUGAACAUACGGCUCUUGUCUCGGAUCGUAUCGCGACCCUUAUCCUUGAAGCGCAGGCCGUUCUGCGCCUGCUUACAAAAGCUGAGGAUCAUCUGAUGCUCAUUUACGACAUCAGUUCUCGCUCCUCUGCCGAUACAGCAUCUCGUCGUGAAAAUGUUCUCUGGAAUAUCUGGACACUUGUCGGUGCAAACUCGAACCAACUCAACAGUCUUUCCCGCCAACUGGCUCUUCUGCGCCAGGUUGACGCACAGCGUUCUUCAGCAGUCGCACAGGUCAACGCGCUUAUCCUCGAACUCGAGAGCAUUCAAGCUGGUCUGGGCGACUUGCGUGACCGAGUUGCUGAGCCAGAGGUGCUCCGCAAUGGUAUCGGUAGUGGACCUCCAAUCCCGUUGAGCGUGCAUAUCGAGACCAUUGAUCGCGGCGUCGAACGUCUGGAGGACGCAAGAAGCAGAAUUCGUGCUGCCGAGAAUGAUCGUGUUCGAGAUGCACUUGCUAGAGGCGGAGUUCGUAAUGAGCCGUUGCUAGAAGGCAAAGGAAAGCGUGGUGAAGGGAAUUGAACAGUGUAUGAUGAUCAGAAACCAGAACCUAGGAAUUUGAAUCACUGAACUUGGAUUAUGUUUGGCGUUUGGAGCGUACCUAGAGCGAGAAAUAUGAACGAUUGGACUCCUCAGAUAUACUUGUGCAUAUAGGGGAAUAGCUAGUUCUUGGAAACAUACGACAGUCUGAUCUAAAAUAUAAACACCUUGGCCAAUUCAUAGUGCU
This is a messenger RNA of Fusarium verticillioides 7600, 2389 nucleotides long. RefSeq lists its product as hypothetical. The record is from RefSeq and is a predicted model, not a curated record. Lineage: Eukaryota; Fungi; Ascomycota; Sordariomycetes; Hypocreales; Nectriaceae. Bases 382 to 2184 code for a protein of 600 amino acids. The transcript has a single exon.